Nezara viridula (southern green stink bug) is the source of this 1650-nucleotide messenger RNA. The record is from the annotation of a GenBank genome assembly. Lineage: Eukaryota; Metazoa; Arthropoda; Insecta; Hemiptera; Pentatomidae.
GUUCUAUGAUAGAAAUAGUAUUUGAAUUAAACACUGUACUCAAAGUACAUUAAGUAUUUUUGCCCAUUUCUACUUCGUAGUAUAUUUAUAAAUUGGUUUUUAAGGUUGUAAGUAUGCAAAAUUUAAUUAAUUUUAUUAUUAUCAUUUUAGAGAAAUCCAAAAAUGGAACUCUGCAAAUCCGAUCUCCUUAAAUUAUUGAGCUGUCUUGAAGGGGAACUACAAGCAAGAGAUAUAGUUAUUGCAACCUUGAAGUGUGAAAAAAUGAAGUACAUGUUAAGUCAGGGUCAGUACAAGUCAUCUUGUCUCUCAGAUCCUAUUUCCGCUUUGCAUAGAGAUGGUUUUGCUGCACCCAGUCGUUCUAUUGAUCAAGCAGAUUUGGUUUCUAUUGAUCAACAGAAAACAUACUUAGAAAACUUAUCAUUUCAACUUAGAAAAUCACAAAUUAGAAUGGCUAAAAUACUAAAAGAUGCUGAAUUACGACAUUGUAAGGUUAUCGAAGAAUUGAUUAUGGAAAAAAGAAAACAUGAACAUGAUACAGCUCAAGGAGAUGACAUUACAUAUGGCUUAGAGAAAGAACGUUCACGUUUAAAGCAAGACUUAGAAGUAGAACGUCAAGCUAAAAAACGUCUUGAAAAAGACUUGAAGAAAAUUUCUGAUGUUUCUGAUGAAGAUAAAAACAGACAAAAACAAAUAGUUUUACUCCUUCUAGCUGAACGGAAAAAAAUUAUAAUGAAAUAUAUUGAAGAAAGGAAACGUUCUGAAGACUUAGCUCAGAUCUUGAGCGAAGAAAAGAGUAGAAUUGAUUCAAUGGCAGAAGGUUUGGAAGAAGAAAGUAAAAAAUCUCUUCAAAUGGAAGCUGAGCUUGAAAAACAAAUUGCUCAAUUUGAUACUGAAAGUCAAAUUUUGAAAGCCAAUCUCCAAAGAGAAGAAAAAAGAGUUAAAGAACUAGAAGCAGAAUUGGAAAAAUCUCGUAAUGAAACAGCUAUUUUAGAGAAACAGUUGGCUGAAUAUCAUCAAAUGAUUAUGCAUGGAAAUGUGACAAAUUUUCAUAACCGUCCACCAUUCCAUCAUGCUUCAAGGCAUCCUGUUGCAGGGUGGGAAGGAAUGGUGCCUGCUGUGUCCCCAGCUCAUCAGAGUAAUUCAGCAAUGGGAAGUAGCGUUGCAAAAGUAAUACAGCCAACUGCAACAGUUUCUAGUGUCCCAGUGUCUGGUCCAACAACUGGUGUUGCAAGAAGUAUCUCUCCAGGACAUGGUAUUCGGAGUAUUGGUUAUUGCUCUCAAGUGCAGUCAUCGAUCCCUGCAAAGAUUGAGAAAAGGGUUACUACUAGCAGUAUUGUGACAGCUAAUAGUAAGACAACAGUUCCUUCUUCUCAUCAGCGUCCAUUGCCCAAUGUUGGCCCUUCAAAUGGUACUGAAAAAAAACAACCAGUUCCAAGAGGAGUUCCUCCUCCUGUUCCACCUAAUAAACCUGUAGUACCUCCAAAAAAAGACUCAGUUCUAAUACGUCGAGGAGACAAUACAAAUUUAGAUACUUCAAAAUUUAAAGAAAUAAAGCAAAAUAUUUUAAGUGAAAAUCAAGAAGUUCCAAUAGAUGACCAUUCUGAAACAUACCAAAAUAUUAGUUCUUCUUCACAAUCUGGUGUAGUUUGA